AUACCGUCAGAAAGUUGCAUACAGCGUAAACGGAAGUGGACGCAAUUUGUGAUGGUUGCGCAACUGUGCAUCAUUGUGAGUCUCGACCACCGUUAAAACGUGUAGUCCGUAAGGUCAUUCCUGGGUAUGUUUCUAUAGUUCCACAUGAAUGAAGCUAGUAACUAUACACAGUUGUUGAAUAGUAGGCGGUCUCUCCAACAGUAGUGAUCUACACUCAUCUGGUUAACGAAUGGAUCGUUCACUACAGCUGUAAAGCCGAACUUAAGGAAUCACUAUUUCAAUAAGCAAGGUGAUGGGUGAUCUUCGUCGUCAUCGUGAUUAGUUUGUUCUGCUGUGAGACCGAAAGCCACAGUGAACCACUCAUGUCCCGACACAGUAAAAUGCAACAGCAGGUUCUGGCCUUGUAUCGCCAGUUCCUCCAAGCGGGACGGGACAAACCAGGCUUCAUCCCCCGCAUCCGAGACGAGUUCAGGGAGAACUCCCGGAUCAAGAAGAAGGACGUCAUGCACAUCGAGUAUCUGUUCCGUCGGGCCCAGAGGCAACUGGAGCAGCUGAGGGACGUCAACACCAAACAGCUGGGCUCCUUCUCCAAACCUAAAACAGACAGAUGACCUAGUGAACGCAACUUUGAAGGUCCCCUCCCCGCACCCUCAUGUUGUUGUUGUUGUUGUUGUUUCCUCAAGGAAACAAGUUGUAUUAUACCAAUUCUUGGGAGAGGGGAUCUUUUUAUUCUGUGAUUGCAGUGUUCACCGAACAUUGGUAUACCGUUCGCGAUUCUCCCAGUUGAGAUGCCCUCAAAGUGUGAGAACUAGGAGAUGCAAUGUGGGAAAGACAUUUAGUUUAAAUGUGUAUUUCAUUUGCAUUUAGGUGCGAUGAUACAAUAUAGAAUAUUGUCUUUGGUCGACAAUGAAUGAGGCUGAUCCUCUGCUGUUUUCAUUCAGGUCCUUUAUUGUCCUUGCUAUAAAACGAGAAGUAGCAUUGUUUUAGAAAAUAAACUCGUAUUUAAACCAAAA
This is a messenger RNA of Gadus morhua (Atlantic cod), 1013 nucleotides long. RefSeq names its product succinate dehydrogenase complex assembly factor 1 (gene sdhaf1). The transcript is spliced from 2 exons. The coding region runs from base 363 to 611 and encodes 82 amino acids. The record is from RefSeq and is a predicted model, not a curated record. NCBI's taxonomy places the organism in Eukaryota, Metazoa, Chordata, Actinopteri, Gadiformes, Gadidae. Gene Ontology annotation, cellular component: mitochondrion. Gene Ontology annotation, biological process: mitochondrial respiratory chain complex II assembly.